This is a messenger RNA of Microsporum canis CBS 113480, 1659 nucleotides long. Its product is annotated as ammonium transporter MEAA. Gene Ontology annotation, cellular component: plasma membrane. Bases 1 to 1659 code for a protein of 552 amino acids. Lineage: Eukaryota; Fungi; Ascomycota; Eurotiomycetes; Onygenales; Arthrodermataceae. The transcript is spliced from 4 exons. Gene Ontology annotation, molecular function: ammonium channel activity. The record is from RefSeq and is a predicted model, not a curated record. Gene Ontology annotation, biological process: ammonium transmembrane transport.
AUGCCUCCUACAACUGGACUGGCUCCCCGUCGAACUUCAGCCUCUCCACAAACACUGCUUUGGGCGGUGACUCGCACGGCAGGGGUUGAGAAUGUCAACAAAUGGUUUCAGCCGGGAGACCAGGCAUACAUCCUGGUCGCCUCUGCCAUGGUCAUGGUGAUGGUUCCCGGGCUCGGUUUCCUCUACUCUGGUCUUGCUCGCCGAAAGUCGGCCCUGAGCAUGAUAUGGGCCUGCAUGGCUUCGAUGUCUGUCAUCAGCUUCCAGUGGUAUUUCUGGGGCUACUCUCUCGCAUUUUCACCCACCGCUACAAACGGAUUCAUCGGCAACUUGCGGAACUUUGGUCUCAUGAACACUCUAGCUAUACCGAGCCCUGGUUCUCCCCUGCUAUCCGAUCUUCUCUAUGCUUUCUAUCAGCUUCAAUUCUGCGCUGUUACCGCUGCGAUUGUCAUGGGUGCCGUUGCCGAACGAGGACGCCUACUACCAGCCUUGGUUUUUAUCUUCUUCUGGGCCACUCUCGUCUACUGUCCGGUCGCUUGCUGGAUUUGGAACCCUAACGGCUGGGCUUUUAAGUACGGAGUCAUGGACUAUGCCGGUGGUGGCCCCGUAGAGAUUGUCUCUGGCCUAUCUGCCCUGGCCUACUCACUCGUCCUCGGUCGUCGCCACGAACGGAUGAUGAUCAACUUUCGACCUCACAACGUCUCCUUGAUCUUGCUCGGCACCGUCUUCCUUUGGUUCGGAUGGUUGGGCUUCAACGGUGGCUCUUCAUUCGGUGCCAACCUUCGCGCCGUUAUGGCGUGCUGGAACUCCAACUUGACCGCCAGUUUUGCUGCGAUGACCUGGGUGCUCCUUGACUGGCGCCUUUCCAGGAAAUGGUCCAUGGUCGGAUGGUGUUCUGGUACCAUUUCUGGCCUCGUUGCCGCUACUCCUGCCUCUGGUUUCAUCCCACCGUGGGCCAGUGUUAUCCUUGGAAUUGUCACCGGUUUCGUUGCUAACUACAGCACCAAGUUCAAAUACUGGAUGGGUAUCGACGAUUCCAUGGACGUAUUCGCAGAGCACGGUGUUGCCGGUAUCGUUGGCCUUCUAUUCAACGCCCUCUUCGGAAGUGAUGCCAUCGUAGGCCUCGACGGAGUCAAUGUCGGCUCUAAAAACCCAACCACUGGGACCGCCGUCGGAGGCUGGAUCAUUCACAACUACCGCCAGCUUUACAUCCAGCUAGCCUACAUUGUCGCUGCUGCAGGCUACUCCUUCGUCGUAUCUGCCCUGAUCGCCUACGCAAUCAACAUAAUACCUGGCCUUAAACUACGUGCUUCUGAACAAGCCGAACUCCUAGGCAUGGACGACGACCAGCUAGGCGAGUUUGCGUAUGAUUACGUCGAAGUACGACGCGACUAUCUCGCAUGGACUCCCCAGAAGAAUGACCAGACGGGGCAGGACGGCAUCAUCCCUCGUGCUAAUCUCUACGGGUGUGGUGAACAUAGUGGAAUGUUCUCUAGCUCAGGACAAGAAACUAAGAGUCAGCAGACUUCCUCCCCUUUUCCAUCAAAGUCUUCUUCACAGACCAACCUUCGAGACGUCACAGAAGUGCCUUCGGUCGUUGGUGCGGCAGAGCCCACCACUGAACGCAACGAGACGGUUGAAUUGAGCGAAAAGUCUCAAUAA